Messenger RNA from Pectinophora gossypiella (pink bollworm), 4911 nucleotides. RefSeq lists its product as uncharacterized. The transcript is spliced from 10 exons. Bases 224 to 1348 code for a protein of 374 amino acids. The record is from RefSeq and is a predicted model, not a curated record. Lineage: Eukaryota; Metazoa; Arthropoda; Insecta; Lepidoptera; Gelechiidae.
CUUCACAACCGGUCGGUCGCGUCGCGCAACCAAAAUUUUAAAAUAAAAACAAUUAUUCCGUAAUUACAAAUGUUUUAAGUGUAAAAAAGUUUUGUAUUUGUCAAUCCACCGCUAUUUUGUGUUAACAGCUGUCAAUUUUGAGGUUGUCAUUGGAUAUGUUCAAAGGUGCUUUUUAGAUCAAAGUGAUUUAAGUGUCAAGUGAUAAUAUAGUGAAAUAAAGAAAAUGGCGGGUUUCAAGUUGCUGCUGUGUUUAAGUUUACUUCAAGCUGUUUAUGGAAAAGGUUCGGAGUCGGCGAUACAAUGCACGCCGGAGGUGAUGAAGGUGACUGUCCCUAUGGAUGGAGACAGGCGGAUGUCAUACCUCGACCAGUUGAAAGACUACAAGCCGUGCAUGCCGUACAUGGAAGACAACGCCGCGACCUUCAUGCUCGACCUUCAAGACCCUCACAAAUGUGGGGUGACCAGGGUGCUUAAUAAGAUUACUGGCAAGAGGACGUUCUACCACAAGAUAGUGAUAGAAGAUACGGCUGGCGGGCGCGAGACAGUGACGGUGCGAUGUGUAGUGACAGGCAAGCUGCGAGCGCUGGCGAGGAGAGCUGUUGACAGCUUCCCAUUAGACUUCAAUGAACCUGAAACUCUAAACAUCACGAGAUAUGAAGAAGGAAAAGCCCCGGAGCCAAUCCUUGGUGCUGUCGUGAAACAAAAUGGAAAACAGGUGUCUGGCGAGAUCUCAGUUAGUCCCGGAACUCCUCUGUCGAUGGAGAUCUUCCUGGACAACGCGUCAGCUCCGGUGUACGGGCUUCAAGUCAGCUACAUGCACGUCACUGACACUGGCAAGCAGCAGGAGACUAUCAUAUUUAACGGAUGCUCAGUGGACCCGUAUUUGUUCGACAACUUCGUAACAACCGACGGGGAUGUGCUGUCGGCCAAAUUCCGCGCGUUUAAGUUCCCAGACACCACCUACGUUCAGUUCAAGGGAACUGUUACUGUAUGUCUGGAUAAAUGCCAGGGGGUACAAUGCAGCAAUGGCGCCACGGGGUACGGCAGGCGGCGGCGAGCCAUCGCGACCGGGGCCGACACCAACAAGGUGUAUGAAGUGUCACUGACCACCUUCAUCAAGGUCGAUUGGACCGAUGGGGACAGAGAAGCCGAAGAUGUACUGGGUCUCCUCAAGAACCUGAAGGUAGCCAACCAGAGGCUCGGCGAUGCCGAUGGCACGGUUGCUACGGUUGCUGAGACCACGCAGAAUAUCAAACCAGCUGUGCAGGAGCCCAUAAGCCAAGCGCAUACCACCACAAUUAGUCUACUGGCUCUGAUUGCUUGCUUAACACUUGCCUUGGUCAAGUAAAUUAAAAAAAAAUCGGACAAAAAAAUACAUAUUUUCCAAAUGACUGACAUUUGUCUAAAAAAAACAAAGUGAACUGAAAACAUCGAACUUUUUUUUUAAUGUAAACGAAAAUAUUAUUAUAGGCAAACCGCUGAAUAUUAUAAUUAUGACACUUUUUAACUGAUUUCACAAUAAUUGAAAUCAAAACCAGCAAAAGCAUCUGCAUGUAUAAUAACCUGCCGUCGCGGUACGGUAUUCGAGUCGCGUCCUGCGCGACAAACUAAUAUCGAUAAACAAGCAGUUGAUUUUUCUAAAUUUGAAUAGCAAAUUGAACAGUUUUCUACAAAAUUCAUAAUUUACAGUUUAAUGAAAUUUUAGUCGGAUGACUUGAGUUAAAAAUUGACAAUUAAAAUUGGAGUUUUGUUUUAAAGCUUUUAUAACGUUAAAACGAACGACUUUACACAUAUAACAAAACGGGGCUCCCGCGGCCCUGUUCACCAAAAAAAAAAAAACAAAAAAAUAGCUACAUAAACAAUAAUAAGAUAUUAAUAAGAAACGUCUUAUACCGCAGCGGUUUGUUAAUAAAUCAAAUCAAAAUCUUUAUUUGUGAAUACAGCCGGGUGGGUCUGCAUGACAACCGAGCCGCGCAUGGCGCGAAUUAUAUUGAGCGCUUUUACCAAUAACGAUACGAAUGUUAUCUACGUAGAUGGACGUCAAACGGCUAUUGGUCGAAGGCCUCAAUAUAAAUCGCGUCGCGCGCGGCGCGGUUACCGUGCAGAGCCUACAGGUAUACAAAAGGAUGUUACAUAAAAUUAUUACAAUCUCUGUAUUCAGCCUGUUAGUAGGCAUACAAAUAGUGGCUUAUUAUUUAAGUACACAAUAUUAAAUGAAAAAAAAUAUACAAUAGGAUUUUAAGAAAGCUUUAAAACUCCAGUUUUCAUUACCAAUUUUUUAUAAUGAAUUAUAUUUUUUUAUAAUCCUAAUACAAUAUUAAUUACUCUCCAAAUACUAAUAAAUAAAAGAAUUUAAAAAUAAGAAUAUUUCUACACAACAGAUGCGUGACGAAAAAUAUUUUAGAAUACUUAAUGAAAUUGGUAGUUUCCAACUAGUCAAAUCAGUUACUUUUUACUAAACGUCAAAACACGAAAUUUGUACGAAAAAAGAACCACUGACGUCAUAAAAAAACGUGACAAAAUGUCGCAAUUAUUAUUAAUUUUUUCUUUGUUAAAACUCAUAAAUAAGUUGAAUAGAAAAAAGAAAACGAUUUGUCAGCUUUAGAUCUGUCUUUAUUUAGUAAUCAGAAUUUCAUAAUUUAUCUUUGACCUCGGAAACUACCCAACUAUAAAUAUGCAAUUACUUCCAUACCUUCCAUACCAUAUUUUAAUUAGGUAAACUUCUUUGUAUCAUAACUCAUUUUACAGGCGCCCUUAACUUCUAAUUUGAAUAAAAUCAUAAAUUUAAUAUUUAAAACUUAGCGCUCUAUUCUCCCAGACUACCUCGAAAGGGACAUAGCGCGAAGAUCUCAAAAUUUCAAAAGUACCUAUUUGGAGUUAUUCUUACCAGAUCAAAAAUAUAAUAUUUACUUAAGUACUAACUGUAUUUAGAUUAAUAUUAGUUUUAAUUCAAAGUGAUGUAUAAUUAAUUAACUAUGAUAUAAGUGCCUUUUGUUUUAACUGUGAAGCCAAAACAGACAGACAUCUUUUUAAAUAUUAACGAAAAAUAUAUUACUGUAAUAACCACGGAAUAUAAGAAAAAGGUUGGAAGGGCCAUGUGUGAACAAAUAAUUCAUACUUCUACUUGGCACUCCAAUCGUCCGCAAACUUUACGACGCACGGAGCUCUGCUAUAGUAUAUUAAGGUCUUGUGCAUUUUCACCUGCAGGGCAAAACAUCAAAUAUCGACUAUCGUGCAAGGAGAUCUCUCCUUAUCACUACUCCUGAAAGCUAAAAUUUUAGUCAUCAUCAUCAGCCCAUAAACGUCCCCACUGCUGGGGCACGGGCCUUCCCUAUGGAUGGAUAGGGAGAUCGGGCCUUAAACCAUCACGCAGGCCCAGUGCGGAUUGAUGGUUAUUAACGACUGCUAAUGCAGCCGGGACCAACGGCUUAACUUGCCUUCCGAAGCACGGAAGAGCUCGAGAUGAAAACUUUUUUUUUGUGGUCACCCAUCCUAUGACCGGCCUUUACGAAAGUUGCUUAAGUUCAACAAUCGCAGACCGAGCGCGUUUACCGCUGCGCCACCGAGCUCGGCUAAAUAUCAAAAAAUACUUUUGUAAGUAGUAUGCAGUAUCUUACAUAAUUAUGCAAUCUUCUUCUACAACAGUAUCAACAAUUUAUUCUAUAAGUAGCAUACUAUAAGGUGCAUAAAAUACAAUGUAAUUUUGUGACCUUAACGACCAAUUUUUUGGAGGUUAAAAAUGGCAAUAUUCAUUGAGGAAUUGCUUCAAUAUGGCCUUUUUUUCUCCCCCUAACUUACGUCACUUUAGCACCAAUUCUGUUUUGGCACCAUUUUGGCACUAAUAAAAAUAAAAUGCUAACGCAUUCCAACCCGCUAGUCUUAUGAUAAAAUACUUUACACUUAAGAAAUAGAAACAAAUGAUAGUUAAGCGUUCAUCGCGAAAAUAAGUCAAUGCUAUCUCACUCCCACUUACACGAUUUGUCAUAGACAGAAAGAGACAAAUGAACUUUACAAGUAUUUCCUUAAAAAUACCGAAUAUGAACUUAUUUUCGUGGUUCUUCACCCAUCUGAUGAAAUUGAAAGUAUUUAUAUUGGCCAUACGUCUUUUUAGAUAUUACUUUUAAGAUAUUUUGGUGUAUAAAUAAGACUUUCUUGUAUUAGUUGUGAAAUGAAGACAAAUUUGACUUGUUCUAUCAAUUAAGAAUAAUAUACCUACAGUUAGUGAAAUCGUCAUGGGAGGUGAAGGUUUUGGCGAGAAGAAGAGAGGAAUGGCGGUUACUCCACCGACAAGAGCGCAGCUCUUAAAUAGAGAGAGAGUGACAUCGUAACGAAUACUGAGGCAGACGUUUCGGACCAUGAUCCUGAGUUAAUAUUAAGUGGAAUUUUCCGUCGCAAAAUGCAUGAUUUCUUUUUUGUUUUUUUUUUUAUAAUUUCAAUUCUAUACUUUUGUGAUGAAAAAUUCCACUUGAUUAACUUAGAAUCAUGGUCUGAAUCAUCCCUCAAAGUUUUCGUGCACCGAACACCGUGUAUAUUUUUAAAACGUCUCAAAUAUGCUAUAUUUUACCGAAUGUAAGUACAACUAGUAUGAUAAAGUCUUAAUUGGGUGUCUUUUGUAGUAUUUUUAAUUUACCAUUACUUAUACCGAGUUCUAACGCCUUUCUCACACCGAUAGUAAGUAACCGAAGCGUAAGAUUAUAAGAAAUUCUAUUCGGUCCUCUUCGAUCGUUGUGAAAUAUGCCUUACCAUACUUCAAUGUGAAUUAAUUUCUAAAAACUUAGAUUUAUUUAUUUCUGGUGCUUCAUAAGUAAAUGUUUUUAAUUGUCCUUUUUGAAUUACAUUUACAAUGCUUUUUGUACAUUUAGAAAGAAAAGAUUAACGAGAUUAAACGAAAAUAAAUAAAAUUAAUUUUUA